AUGCACCCUCUUGCUAUCCUAGAGAGCGUUUGGUCUCCCACCCGAAUCUUUCCCAUUGCAGACCACUUACUUGAGGACCUCCCAUCCCUUUUCCGCCAGCAAAUGGCAUUCAUUCUGGCGCUUUUCCGGUCUAAACCCAGGAUCGACAAACCGGCCAAAGCUCGUCGCAACGGGGGUCGAUUUAGCCGUUCACAACCCAGCGCAGCCCCCCACCAUUCCCAGCAGAUCGAGCCACUCACGAAGCUUGACUCGAAUCUAGACAAAAUCCAGAUAGAACGAAGGAGCGGUGGUCACAGCCUUUACGAGACCAAGUCGAUGGAUUCCACCGAGCCAUUUCCUCCACUGGUUGACGAAGGCCCAGAUGAGCCUGCUACCAUCCCUGCUGUCAAUGGCGACCAUGCGAGCGAGCUUCUUUCGCAAUCUCAGCGUGGCUCUAAGCGACUUAGUGGUUUGAAGGCUCUCUUCCGUCAGAGUAAAGCAUCUCAGGAUCGAGAGUCUGUUCUUGGCACUACGGUGGAUAACAUCAUUGACCAGCAUGAAUCCAGCAACGCGAACGCAAUGGAGACCUCGUCGGAAAAAGACGGCUUUGUUGUCCUGUCUGAGAACGAAGCUCCUGCCGAACCUGAACGUGAUUCUACUGGCGAGGCGCGGAGGGCUAGCUCUCAGACGACUCGGUCCAAUGAGUCGAGUCACUCCAACAUCACUGUCUGUCGGCAUCCCUCGCAGCGUGACCCGACAUCUAUCCAGGAAAUCUUCGAUGAGGGCUGGAUGUGGCCGAGUAUUCUGAAUUACACGCAGGAGAUUGUGCAUAGUCCAGAGCCAUCUGACCCUUUCUCGGAUUCGAAGAAUGUCGAUGAUGCCACUGAACCCUCAGUGACAAGUGGAAACCGAAGCCAGAAAGCCUCUACGCAGAAAUCUCUCCCGCUUGAAAACCUGCAGGUCGCUCUGCCGCUCCCUUCGAUAGGAAAUGAUGGCAGCUCUCGCGCUGUUCCCAGCACCAAUCGAACGAGCUCGGCCAGCAGCCACGCCAGUCGGACAACGCAAAUCAGUCACCUUGACAGGAACAAGGCGACUGUCGCGUUCAAUCAAUUGGCGGCACGAUUGAACCUCCACAUCACAAUACCGCACGAGGCGAAUGGCCUGGAGGCUUUUCCAUUAAACGACGUCAAGUCCCCUGUCAACGAAGUCCAUGGUGUGCCUCGACGCCGUCACGGACUGCUAGGCCGAGUCCGCCCAGUGCGCUCCGCUGUGGCACUAGCGACGACUGCUCGUCCCUCAGACCGAAAGCUGCGACGGACAAAGACAUUCUCGAGCCUCGCGCGUCGUUCUGCUCCGAUGAGUUCUCUGCGAGGCAAUGAAUCUGUCUCCGUUCCCUCUGCAGUUGCCCGCGUGCAUCGUCGCGAUGAUGUUGUUUCUACAGAAAUUCGGUCAGUCGGCCCGCCGUCCUUUACGUCAGAACGUGGAUCACUAACGUGGCUUCUGGCAGGUCCCAACACAGCAGAACUGUUCGUGGAACCGGGGGAUAUCAAAGCUGCGGCCCGCCUCUAUGACUAUUUCGCCAGCCAGGUCCUCUUGGCGGAGAAGGACGAACCCAAGAUCGCGCUGACGAUGCGGGUGAUUGCCAUGCCACACUUGGAGACUCGUUCAGCUUGUACAGAGGCCGCGCCCGUGCUCAGUGUCUGCUGGCCAUCUAUUUUGCCCCCCGCCCCCGAGGACCCAUUGCCACACAUGCAGAACUCCCUCGCCGCGCUCUCCCCGAAGACUUCCGCCCAGGUGCAACUGAUUGCCCUGGCGAUCACUGCGCAGACGAGUGAGAUGCAGUGCGCCCUCAUCUGCGCAGUGUUUGGACUGCUUACGGCCUUGGUUCAUGAGACUGAGAGAACAGUCGAGCGCAUGGAGCGCCAGCGGCAAGACGGGAUUGCCGUUCCGGAGGAUGUAGUGGCGGGCCUGCCGACUGUGGAUGGCCUGGCACGGGUGUUUGGGCCGUUACUCCUCGGGGCUGAUGGGCGGGCACGAGGCUCGGGUGCCGGAGUGGUUUUGCAGAGUGAGGUUGUGGAGCAGGAGGUGGAGGAGCAGCGCGUGGCGGAACUGUUGAUUUUGAACUGGUGCAACGUGAGCCGCCAGCUGAAGUUGUGGGCGCGGUAUGGGUAUCCUGCACGGAUGAGGAUGCCGCCGCCGUCGGACGACUGA
Messenger RNA from Penicillium lagena, 2190 nucleotides. RefSeq lists its product as uncharacterized. The coding region runs from base 1 to 2190 and encodes 729 amino acids. The transcript has 4 exons. NCBI's taxonomy places the organism in Eukaryota, Fungi, Ascomycota, Eurotiomycetes, Eurotiales, Aspergillaceae. The record is from RefSeq and is a predicted model, not a curated record.